Molecule: messenger RNA, 4148 nt
Organism: Harpegnathos saltator (Jerdon's jumping ant)
Lineage: Eukaryota; Metazoa; Arthropoda; Insecta; Hymenoptera; Formicidae
Gene: Hr96
Product: Nuclear hormone receptor HR96
Exons: 7
Coding region: 478-2733 (751 amino acids)
Biological process (GO): negative regulation of transcription by RNA polymerase II; cell differentiation; positive regulation of transcription by RNA polymerase II
Molecular function (GO): RNA polymerase II cis-regulatory region sequence-specific DNA binding; nuclear receptor activity; zinc ion binding
Source: RefSeq, a predicted model, not a curated record
GGCGGCAGCGGGCAGAGGAGGAAGUUACUCUAGUUACUUUUCACAGAUGCGUUCUCCGUGCGGUGUAUCGCGUUGCGCGAGUUAGGCAGCGGGAGGAGACGUGGGUGGUGAGCAGGGGGUAGGCAGUGGAUGACGACGGAAUGAGCGAAUUGCGCGUCUCGCGAAUCCCGGGGGGCGUUGGACUACGAUCGACGAGACGCGAGCGAGAUCACGGGAGCGGCUGCAGGAAGAUGCUGUCGUGAGCACCACGGUAAAUAAUCGACGAGGACGCGAGAUAUUCCCGCGACCUGGCUCCCGGGCGAGAGAUAGAGCUGAGCCUUUGGCACGACGGACGAACGCGAUAAAACAAUGUUGUUGUGAGUCAGCCGAGCCGCUGGGAGCAAUUCUCCGUGUCAGUGAGAGGCGAGAGGAGAGGACGAUGCCGUCUACGUUAGAUAAGACGUGCUAAUCGUCCGCGAGACCGCCGUCCUAGGAGCAAUGGACGAUGAACAGCCGGUGAGGGAGGCCAACAAGAUAUGCGGAGUCUGCGGCGACCGGGCGCUCGGCUACAACUUCAACGCGGUAUCCUGCGAGAGCUGCAAGGCCUUCUUCCGGAGGAACGCGCUGAAGAACAAAGAUUUUCGGUGUCCGUUCACGGAAAACUGCAACAUCACACCAGUGACUAGACGCUUCUGCCAAAAAUGCCGCCUGGACAAGUGCUUCAAUAUCGGUAUGCGCAAAGAGUACAUUAUGUCUGAGGAGGACAAGGUCCUGAAGCGCAAGAAAAUCGAGAAAAACCGAGCCAAGAAGCGUACCCAGUCGGACAACGUCAAAGCGUUGAAGAUCAAGAAAGACUGCGUGGACAGCUGCACGUUCGAGGACACGUCGAUGUCUGUUAACUCGGUCGCUUCCACUAUGUCGGAGACGUACUUCUGGGAGUCCGAUCGCAAGUACGCAGACUUGGACGGCAACAGGCAGAAUGUGGUGGAGAGUAUGAGUCCAGUGACGGCAGCCAGCGUGCCGAGUCCUUCUAGUCCACCUGAGAGCACGAAUAUUGCCGAGACAAAGACGCUGGACAUGUUGAAGGAGUCUGCUCAUAGUUCGAGAUCAAGCUUUGCCAGUCGUUCGAGACUCAACGACUUCAACGUGGUGCCUCAGAACAUGGAGAAGGAUAAAGAGGAUUCUCCCACGAGUUCGGGCAAGUACGAGCAGAAUACAUUGGAGUUUAACUCCACGUUUGUCAACGCUAACGACGAAUCAUCCAAGUACAACUCUCAGUUCGAGGAGAGUGCGUCUAGUUACUUCAAGUUCGAGCAGAGCCAUGAGCAAAACCCCAACGCAUACGUCGAUCGCACUUCAUACACCGGCACGAGUCAGUCCGACUCGAACUUGGGGUCGCAGUCCAUCAAGGAGGAGGCAACGAUAUGCCAGAAGUCCAAGGAAACGUGCUCGAGCGGGAAUAGUUUAGCCGUCAAGUUCAAGCAAGAUCCCGAAUUGCUCUCUAAGCUGAUCAGUAACCCGAACUUGGUUACGAAGAUACUCCAAGAUCAGCGAGUGAUCAUGAAGAUCAUGACGGAUCCUGACAUGGCCACAUGCUUGACGGCGGAUCCACAUAUAAUGCAGUUCUUGAAGGAGAACAGUGCGAUUGAGAUGACCUACGAGCGUGACUGCGACGAUGAGAUGGCAGGUCGAUCGGAGGCGCCUGAGAGCGCCAGUGUGUCGGGUAGCAGCGGCACCACGACAACCAGACAUACGCUGAAGUUCAAGGGUAGCCACGUGGAAAAUCCGAUCCUGACGGACUUAAUCACGAAUCGCAACGCUGAAGAGUGCAAGAAUCAAAAUUUGGAGCCCGCCGCUGGCGCGGACUGGAACAAAAAUCCAGCGGACGUGACCAGAGACGUUCUUCAGGAUGUUCAGAGGAUACCGAUCGCUGCCAACUCCAUCGAGUCUAUCUUAUGUGAGGCUAUCAAGUUGGAAUAUUCGGCGUUUUCUAGUCUUGGCGUAAAUCAAAGCAGUAGGGAAUUAAAUGACGCCGAGAGAGCGAAAUUGAAUGAGCUGAUAGUUGCCAAUAAAGCAUUGUUAGCUCCGUUAGACGACGAUAUAACGAAUUUAGUUGGCGAUGAAUGUAAAUUCAAGAAUAAUUUCGGGCAAUCUGACCCAAUGCUGUUAGACGUUAUAAAUCUGACAGCUAUAGCAAUUCGACGGCUGAUAAAAAUGUCGAAGAAGAUAAACGCCUUCAAGAAUAUGUGUCAAGAGGAUCAGCUAGCUCUGCUGAAAGGCGGUUGCACGGAGAUGAUGAUCCUAAGAUCAGCCAUCAAUUAUGAUCCGGAUAAAGACAUGUGGAAGAUACCCCACAGCCAAGAGAGCAUGUCGAAUAUCAAGGUCGACGUUCUAAAGGAAGCGAAGGGGAAUCUGUACGCGGAGCAUGCGAGAUUCGUCCGAACGUUUGAUUCGCGAUGGAGGGACGAAAACAUCAUUCUAAUUUUAAGCGCAAUCGCCUUGUUUACGCCCGACAGACCUAGAGUCGUGCAUCGCGAUGUUAUUAAAUUGGAGCAAAAUUCGUAUUAUUAUCUCCUCAGACGAUACCUGGAGAGCGUUUAUCCCGGUUGCGAGGCCAGGUCCACAUUUCUCAAGUUAAUACAGAAGAUUUCCGAGCUCCACAAACUGAACGACGAAGUCGUGGGUGUUUACUUGAACGUCAACCCAUCGAGCGUGGAGCCGCUGCUUAUAGAAAUAUUCGACUUGAAGCACUGAUUAGCCGGUAAAAUGUUAUGUCAGUUCCAAUUCUGCAUGCGCAUAACGAUUCGAGCUAUUGCACUAGGGAACUUUCCUUAAUAUUACCGCCGGGGAACGUAUUCCUCGGAAUAUCCUACAAAGAAAAAAGUAAAGACGAUAUCAAGAAAAUUGUUAGUUGUAUUGACGACUUCAAUAUUUAUGAAGGUAUGAUCGUUGUAAAUUUCUCUACGUUGCCUCAUUCGUAUAGACGAUGAUGUGUUAACAAUAUGAGCUUUUAAGUCUCUUCGAACAAUAGAACGAAGAAUAUAUGUAUGUAGAGUAUAGAAUUAAUCUGGUGUGAAAAUCGAGACAAGAGCUCCACUCACAUACAAUGUGAGCGAGUCACACGUGAAAGCGAUAUAUCGAUGUUUAUCACAGUUUAAUACCUCUCACUCCAAGCGAAAGGCAUUUACGCACGCGCGAUGUUUCUCGUCGGAAUAAAUAAAGUCGACAAUUCCAGCAGAAUACGACCCGCUAAUAUGCGGUCUCAGAGUUAUUAACGACAGUAGCAAUAUUUAGCUUCGCAAUAAGCACAUGUUAUAUCGUUACAUACUUCGUGAAGUAUCUUUUGAGCUCUAUAUCAUAUUCUCAUUGCGUAUCCAAAGUAAACGUACGCGUACAACGACAACGCAAUGAUUCCUAGAUGGCUGUUCCAAUCAUGUUUUUCCUCACAGAGAUAGAGAUAUAUAUAUAUAUUUUUUUUAACACUUGAAUGGUCAAAUUUUACAUCUUAAGCAAGCGUGUUAUUUACAUAUAACAAGGCUUGUGUUCACAAAAAAUCGAGAAUCUAUCGAUUUACAACAAUCCAAUCGAACAGAUAGUAAUAUAGUAUUAUAAUAUAGUACUAUAUUCUACACUUUUAUUAUUAUGGAUUACAUAUAGUAAUAUAUGUCGUUAAAAAUUCGUGCUUCUCGAAAGAACAUUUCGAGGAAACAAGAUUUUAAUGCAAAUUUUAAUGGUAAUGAAAUUACGAUAAUUUAGCUUUAGCCAGAGUAUAUGUGUAAAUAAAUGCAAGACAGGAGACAUACUUGUACGAGUGUACGUGUUGUUGUUGCAAUGUACACGAUAAAUUGUGAUAUACUCGGACAUAAAUAUAUUUUUCAAAAGGGCGUUGCACAUAAUUUUACAUCGAUAAGUUCCUCGCGGCGUAGGUGUAUAAGGCCUUUCUACUACCGUAUAUUUAUUUAAUUUAUGACGAUGAUAAGUGUUCAUGUAUGUCUCACUUACUGGGAUACGAUACGUCCUCUCGGAGUUUGUUAAUCAUCUGUGUUCAUUAUUUCUUGUCGGUAGGAGGCCGAGAAUGUACAAAAUGAUGAGCACUAUUACGGUGGUAGAGGCCACGAAGAAUAUCAAAUUGAGGAAAGAUACAAAUAAAUAGAAGACAAUUUUAAAAA